Molecule: messenger RNA, 562 nt
Organism: Paramecium sonneborni
Lineage: Eukaryota; Ciliophora; Oligohymenophorea; Peniculida; Parameciidae
Source: the annotation of a GenBank genome assembly
AUGGUCAUAAUGACUCUGUCAUGUCAGUCUGCUUUUCGCCUGAUAGAACAAAUUUAGUAUCUGGUAGUAGAGAUAACUCUAUCUGUUUCUGGGAUAUUUAAAUAGGAUAAUAAAAAGCCUAAUUAGAUGGUCAUAGUGAUAUGCUUUUCGCCAGAUAGCUCUACUUUAGCAUCUGGUAGUUCAGAUAACUCAAUACGUUUAUGGGAUAUUAAUACUAGAUAAUAAUUUUCAACUUUAAAUUAAAAACACAAAAAUCUUGCACAAUUCCAAAUACCCUUUAAUUUAAUCAAUACUUUUGAAAAAAGUAUUAUUUGUUAUUUUUUUUUUAGAUACCUUUAUUAAUAUUCUCUUGAUAUCUCAACAAGCAAUAUUUUAAGCAAAAGGAGCUUUAAUUUACAAAGGAAAAUUUGAGAAUUAAUCUGGCAUCGAUCUAAAAACAUUAUUAUAUUCAAAAAAGCUUAUUUUAUUUUAGGUUUUCAUUUUUAGAAGAAGUCUCUUCAAUCAUAUAAAGAUAGUUAUUGUUGGAUGUGUUAUUGUGAGACAAAAGUAUUUUGGAUAUUGA